Messenger RNA from Drosophila sulfurigaster albostrigata, 1081 nucleotides. RefSeq lists its product as uncharacterized. The record is from RefSeq and is a predicted model, not a curated record. NCBI's taxonomy places the organism in Eukaryota, Metazoa, Arthropoda, Insecta, Diptera, Drosophilidae. Gene Ontology annotation, molecular function: serine-type endopeptidase activity. Bases 21 to 1034 code for a protein of 337 amino acids. Gene Ontology annotation, biological process: proteolysis. The transcript is spliced from 5 exons.
UUUCUGUUUUCGAAUACAUUAUGUUUUCCAUCAGCAAACUUCUAUGUAUAUAUGCACUUAUACAGCUGAUUGCGAAGCCAUCACCAGCUCAUAGCAAAAAAUAUCAAGAGAACGAAAUUUGCGGUGGUCUCCACGGAUUUCCUACCGGAACUUGUCAACUGGCCACAAAAUGCACAACACUGAAGACAUAUUACGAGAAAAAGUGGAUUAAUCCACUGAGUGUUCCCAGUUGUGGCUUCAAGGGUCCCUUUGGCAAGGCGAUGCUCUGCUGCCCCAAACCUUUUGAAGACCUAAAAGAGGGUGGAUCAUACAACUUCACUGGAACUCAUCUGGUUACUAUGCGAUACUUCAAAAACGAGAAUAGGGAUGAAUAUGCAUACCGUUGUACGGGUGUUUUACUGUCCUCGUCGCAUGUUCUAGCGUCGAAGCAAUGCGAUGCAGAGGAGGAUGAGGAUAUAGCCAGCAAAGUAAAGUUGGGAUCCCAAGAUGCAAGAGUAAUCGAUGAAUCAGAUAUUAAAAUCGAUGUUAAGAAACCCACGAGUUACAAAAAUGAUUUGGUGCUCAUCAAGUUGAGAACGGCACUUAACACAACACAGCUGACGGAAAAUGUCAGCAUAGCGAAACUCUGUCAUCCAGAGGAUCUGACAGGUCACCCGAACUUUUUUGCUGCCGGUUACUCAUACAAUACGCAAGAAAACGAAAGCUGCACCAAAUUCACGAUGCAAUUGCAAAACCUUAAUCUGAAAGAAUGCAACAAUGUGAAGGUGACGCGUCAAAUCGAAGAUUUGGCAACGGAUCAGUCACAUUUCUGUCUUCUUCCGUUACCCAUAUACAAGGAGGGCGAAGAGUGCUCAAAGUGUUUGAUCGCGACAUCCAGCGUUCUUCAUGUGGAGCGUAUGGAUGGCACUCAGUGUGUGGCGGGCAUUGCCACGCCUACAUACAAUAAAUGCAUCGAGGAGGACAGUCCAUUGUACUUCACCAAUAUCCUGACACAUUCAGUAUCCGAUUUCUUUAAUCACGUCAUUGUCGAAUAAAGUAAUUACAUAAGACGAAUGUAGAUGAUAAAAUAAUAGCAUUCGUA